AUGGUCGACACGCUAAGGGAAAUCGUCGUGCCGGCCCUGCGUGCCCAUUUUGAGGAGCUCGUGCUGCCCGAUACAAAGGACACGUCGGUGGGUGUGGAGUACGAGCUGCAACGCUUCCAGGUGAGCAAUCUGUCCCUGCCACCGGAGAAUAUCCAUGUCAAGCCCACCACGGAUGGUAAGCUGAUUAGGGUCAGUGUUGUCAAUACGUUUUUGGAGCUCGAGGUCGGGAGGUGGAGCUACGAGAGCAAGGGCUUUGUGCCCGUCAAGGAUGCGGGCACAGCCCGUGUCUCGGUAAAUGGUAUGUCUAUUUCUGUGAUGUUGGAGCCGAGAUGGUCUCACGGAGGUGGCACCAAGGUUGUCAUUGCUGAUUGUGUUGUUACUAUCGAUGGCAAGGUCCGGUUUGCUACAGAAGGUGCGGUUGCCGAUUGGGCGUAUAAGGCUAUCACGGUUGUCCUCAAGCCGCUCGUCGUGUCAUACAUCAAGGAAGCCAUUGCCGAUACCGUUUCGAAAACGCUCGCGUUCCAUCUCAGUCAAUGGGCCUUUUCUCGUUCUUUGGACGACCAGCCUGCAAGAGCACAAAGAACAGAGCCCCAACGCCCAAGCACCCCACAGUCAACGGUAACAGCUGCGGAAUAGCCGGGAUUUCGACCCCCCGUCCCUGGAGCCUAUACCCGCACAAAGAUACCAUUGAUGCGAUCAUGACCUUUAUCUAAAAUCUAGAGUUAGCUUUCCGUUUUCUACUACUGCGUCUCUGUAUGUAAAACACACCCAGAAUCAGGGCUGUACCUG
This is a messenger RNA of Chondrus crispus (carragheen), 789 nucleotides long. RefSeq lists its product as hypothetical. NCBI's taxonomy places the organism in Eukaryota, Rhodophyta, Florideophyceae, Gigartinales, Gigartinaceae. The coding region runs from base 1 to 636 and encodes 211 amino acids. Gene Ontology annotation, molecular function: lipid binding. The transcript is spliced from 2 exons. The record is from RefSeq and is a predicted model, not a curated record.